GCGACAGUUGUCUUGUCAAAUCCCUAAUGCACGCUCGUGUUGAAAAUUUUCAAUUCUGCAAUAUUUUACAAUGGAAUUUAAAUUAAUAACAAAUUUUACUUUAAAUUCAUAUUUCGAAUUCACUCUCUUUAUAUGUAUAAAAUCAAUACCUGUAACUACAUAUCUAACAAUUAGUUGAACGAAAUACUCGAAAUCAAACUACUUAGGUAUCAUAACUGAUAUCUUGAAAAAAUUUCAUCAUAUCACUGAGAAAACUUAAUCAAAUAUUUCGAAACAAUAUAAUAACUUUUCAUUUAAAUUCAUAGUUCAUAUAGGAUUUUAUUUCUUCAAGUGCCAUAAGUUGAUCCCACUGUGGAAAUGUUGGGUUUGUUAUUUUUUGUUUAUUCACUCCUGGCCUCAUGUUCCCCAUGUCCGCCCCCCAGUUCAAUUUCAGAAACGAAAGAUGCAGUUGACAGUUAUAAAACAUUGUAUCUAGAAGAAAGAAAAAAAUCAGAUGAAUAUCUAAAUCGCAUCAUAAACGCUGAACAAGAACGGGAUGCGAUGAAGGGUAUACUGAGUACUAUGGGUGGACGCAGAAUGGUACAAACGUUUUUUUCGAUACAUGUAAAACCAUACGCAGUGGUCAAAAAUCCGGGUACUUCAUAUACAUGUGCAGAAGUUGGAACAGCAUAUGAAAAAUUUCUAGAAGAUGAAAACAAUCCAGUCACCAUCGCAUUAUUGGGACAAUUUCCGAAUGAGUCAGCACAAAAUAUCGCGUUGCAAUACCACAAGUUGUAUGGCAAAAUAAGUUGGUACGAUCGCUUCUUGUAUGAAGCUCUUUUGAAAACAUCGGCUAUCGAGCAGUUCAUUGCUUUCAUUCUGUCAUUACCGGCUUCGCUGCUACCUACAGAGAAAGAUUGUUUGGAAAAGAUGGUGAAAGUAUUCGUCGACUUCGAGGAGGACGACUCCGACAUGAGCUAGUCAAUUUAUGUAUAUCUUCCGGAUAAUAUUUUCUAGCCCAAACCCAAUAAUCCUACGCUAAUUAAAUAAUCCAAGACUAAAA
This is a messenger RNA of Planococcus citri (citrus mealybug), 1042 nucleotides long. RefSeq lists its product as uncharacterized. Bases 358 to 960 code for a protein of 200 amino acids. The record is from RefSeq and is a predicted model, not a curated record. NCBI's taxonomy places the organism in Eukaryota, Metazoa, Arthropoda, Insecta, Hemiptera, Pseudococcidae. The transcript has 5 exons.